Myiozetetes cayanensis is the source of this 8670-nucleotide messenger RNA. RefSeq names its product transmembrane protein 144 (gene TMEM144). Gene Ontology annotation, biological process: carbohydrate transmembrane transport. The transcript is spliced from 13 exons. Gene Ontology annotation, molecular function: carbohydrate transmembrane transporter activity. The coding region runs from base 1745 to 2818 and encodes 357 amino acids. Gene Ontology annotation, cellular component: membrane. The record is from RefSeq and is a predicted model, not a curated record. Lineage: Eukaryota; Metazoa; Chordata; Aves; Passeriformes; Tyrannidae.
UCUCUGUGAAGGAAGAAAGUGGUGGCAAAUUUCUGAGGAAACAGUGAAAAUACAGAGCACAGCAUUCCAGUGAGGUGAACCAGUGAAGUUAGAAGGAUAAGAGGAAUAUGUGCCAACAAAAGUCCAUUGUAUUUCUUCUGCAGCUUGGGAGCCCUGAAGUGACCUUCAGUAAGAGCUGCUUAGGGGGCAAAAAAGCCUUCAAGAACAGGAACAAUUCCAGUUGUCUCUGCUUGAUUUUCAGAAACAAUCACAAUGCUCUAAUAUGGCAGCUUCAGCAAGUGAUUCUGGUCUGGCAUUUGGUAUCUAUAAUGGAGGCAUAUAAGCAAGUCCAUCUGGCAAUAACAGGAUUGAAGAGAAGAGGCUUUUAGGGAACUCUCUGAAGUUCUGUAUGUGCAAAAAGUAUAGUCAACUUCAUGCUGUAUGCCAGUUACUUCUUUGCUCCUAGCAUUGGAUCAUACAAUAGUAGAAUUAUUUAGCUUGGAAGGAACCUCUGUUGAUCACCUGGUUCAACUCCUGCUUCAAGCAGUGCUGCCACUGAAGUUAGAGAAAGUUGCUCCAGGCCUUGUCUCAUGGAGCUUUCUCUUGAAAGAUUUAAAAUGGAGUUGAGAGUUGGGUCUGAAAUUUAGCCGAAUUUGGAACGAAGUGUCCCAAACUUUGAAAAGUAACAGAGUUUUAAGCAGUCUGAAUGAAGCAUACUCUUCCUUAGUUAAGUGGAGUUGUCUUUCUAUUUUUGGUAUUACGAUUCUGAUUCUCCAACUGUGCAACAGUCUUCAAUCUGCACAAUACAGAGAUUUUUUUUUGAACAUAGGAAGCAAGCAGAAAAGUGUAUUGCCCUGCAGCACACAUAUUUUCUUUUAGUAGACACAAAACUAAAAUAUUUUUAACAAUUUUCUGUACAAAAUCAGAAAGACAGAUAAACUACUUCAAAUUUGAAAGGUUCUUAGUAUCUUACCUGCGUAAUGACUCAUUUAUUUAAAGGCAAAAGGUGUGAUUCUUGCAUUCACAGAGGUGCAGUGUAAUCAGCUUUAUUUCUGUGUCCUUAACAGCAUGGUGUUCUUUAUGUGCAAAACCCAGCUCUUGUGUCGUAGUUGUCCACUGCAUAAAUGAAUAAAUGUAUUCACUCAGUGAGUUGAGGUUGCUGGAAUGAAGGUAGCUGAUGCCAGCCUUUAUCUAUAUCGAUUUCUUCUUGACAUGUCACAGUGUAUCCUGUGAAGUUGAGUUUUUGAAGAAAUCUCAAAAAUUAUUAUUUGCACUGCUCAGUGUCUACAGGUCCUGGGUAAAACACACUUUGUAGAAGUCUUAAAUACAGUUCCUGGAGAAGCUUAUCUGCUAAGCAGGAAAGAAAGAUGAGGAGGGAGAAAAAUUUAAUAUAAAUUGAAACAGCUGUGCCAUUGUACCUUCAUGAUGUGUCUCUUAAGUGUCAUCUAUGUUUUUCUUAAGUUAGAGCUAUACUGAUACCUUUUGAGGGGCGAAAUUACAGAAAUUAAAUGGUUAUAUAGUUGUGGAAUUGAGCUUUUCGUCUGCUAAUACAAAUAAUUAAUUUCAGCAAGCACUGAUGGCCCUGUUGAAGCGGCAGAGAAAAGCAUAACCUCAGCAGAUACAGUUCUUGGUGUCCUAAGGACUGUGGAGAAGCUUCUCACCUCAUGAGAUUCUACUUUGCAGUUCAUUCCAGCUUUUGAGAGAUUGAAUCUGUCAGGACCUGCAGCAAAACAACUCCACAAAAAGAGGCACCUACAGAACAAAGAUGAUUAUUGGGAAAGAUUACGGUGCUGCGAACACCAGCAAUGGAACAGAUCUAGCUAUUGGCUUUACUUCUUCUACAGUAGCUGUCCUUCUGUUUGGGACAAACUUUGUACCUGUUAAGAAGUUUGAUACUGGUGAUGGCAUGUUCUUCCAGUGGAUUCUCUGUGCCUCCAUAUGGAUGGUUUCUUUGGUUGUCAAUUUGAUCCAGAAUUGCCCCCGGUUUUGGCCUCUGGCAAUGGUUGGAGGCUUUGUGUGGGCCACAGGCAAUAUUACAGUUGUUCCUAUUGUUAAAACUGUUGGCUUAGCUCUUGGUCUUUUGAUAUGGGCUUCUUUUAAUUUGCUGACAGGUUGGGCAAGUUCAAGGUUUGGUUGGUUUGGAAUUGACCCAGAAGAGGUAUCAAGACCAAUCUUAAAUUAUAUUGGAGCUGGACUUUCACUAUUAAGUGCUGUCAUAUUUCUUUUUAUAAAAUCUGAAGUCCAGAGUUCUUCAGCUUCAUUAGAAAGCACACCUUUACUGAGAGAAAGUUCUAUUAAUGUUUCUGAAGAUACCUCUGAUGACUCAUGGGUGAACAGACUUUCGCCAGCAAAAAAGAGACUCAUAGGCUGUAGCCUGGCUGUAGUAGCUGGAAUACUGUACGGUUCCAGUUUUGUACCAGUACUUUACAUCAAGGACCAUGGAAGAAGAAAUGAAACUAUAUACGCAGGAGCAAGUCAGUUUGAUUUAGAUUAUGUUUUUGCACACUUCAGUGGAAUAUUUCUUACAAGUACCAUCUACUUUUUGAUCUACUGUGCAGUCAGGAAAAAUAAACCUAAUGUUUAUCCCCAAGCCAUAUUGCCAGGGUUUCUUUCUGGUGUGCUUUGGGCGAUAGCCAAUUGCUGCUGGUUCAUAGCCAAUCACUAUCUCAGUGCUGUCGUCAGCUUUCCAAUAAUUACUGCAGGGCCUGGCCUGGUUGCUGCAAUGUGGGGAGUCCUUGUAUUUAAGGAAAUCAAGGGACUGAAAAACUACACCUUACUGUCAGUAUCGUUUUGCAUCAUUUUAGCUGGAUCGCUUUCCACAGCUUUUUCUAAAGUUUGAAAGGACCUUCUGGACCAGUAGAUGGUGCUAACGUUUAAAACAAAUAGAAAGACAAUGUUGGUAGAUUUGCAAUACAUAAUAAUUUUCAACAUGUAUGUCUAACAUUUACCCUAAUUUGCUUCAGGCAAGUGAAGAUUAAAACCAUUUGGCAUGAAAGAAAAUAUGGAAAUGUUUGUUUCUUCAUUUCUUUGAAUAGUAAGAAUAUCAGAAGAUUUUAUUAAAUAAAGCUAAAUGAUUUUAUAAUUACAAAUUACUGUUUUUUCUGGUACUAAACUUCAUGUCAUCAUAAAUUGCAGUUUAAUGUUGUGAUGGUGGAUAAAGGGAGUUUAAUUCAUAGUCUGUAAUACUGUAUGUAUUUGCAAACUAACUUGUUUUGACAUUUUGUCUUACUAACUGAAAUAUAAAAUAUGUCUUGAAAUAUUCUUUAUGGAACUGAUACAUAUGAAACUAACAAAGCUUUUAUUUAGAAGCCUUAUUCUUUAAAGUCAUCAGUUUACAUAAGAAGUUAUCUUCCAGUCACUUUAGAAUUGUGGAGGAGGUAGAGUAAAAAAGGUGCUGCAAAAUAAAUCACUUUUGUUUCACAACAUUUUCCAUAACCACCCCUAUCAUGGAAAACAGUUUAUUUUCUUAUUUGUGGCAGCUAACCUUUAUAUAUGCAAAGCAUGUCUGAACCUCUCCUUAGAGAAUCACUGAAUCAACUGGGUUGGAAAACACCUCUGAGAUCAUUGAGUGCAAGCCAUGACCGAACACCACCUUGUCAAGCAGACCGUGGCACUGAGUGUGACAUCCAGUCUGUUCUUAAACACCUCCAGAGAUGGUAACUCCACAACCUCCCUGAGCAGCCUGUUCCAAUGCCCAGUCGCUCUUUCUGUGAAGAACUUCUUCCUAAUAUCCAACCUAAACCUUCCCUGACACAGCUUAAAACCAUCCCCUCUUGUCCUACUGCUGAUUGCCUGGGAGAAGAGAGCAAUGCCUACCUGGCUACAACCUCCCUUCAGGCAGUUGUAGAGAGUGAUGAGGUUUCCCCUGAGCCUCCUCCUCUCCAGGCUAAAAAACACCUCCCUAAGCCACUCCUCAUAGGGCUUGUGCUACAGACCCUUCAUCAGCCUUGUUGCCCUUGUUUGGGCACUCUUCAGCACCUCAACAUCCAGCCUAAAUUGAGAGGCCAAAAACUGGACACAGUACUUGAGGUGCAGCAUCACCAGUGCCAAAUACAGGGGAAGAAUCACUUCCCUGGUGCUACUAACCAUACUUUUCCUAAUAAGGCCAAGAUGCCAUUGGCCUUCUUGGCCACCUGGGCACACUGCUGGCUCAUGUUCAGCUGCCUGUCAGUCAAGACCCUCACAUUCUUUUCUGCCCAGCUGCUUUCCAGCCACUCUGUCCCCAGCCUGUAAUGCUCCAUGGGAUUGUUGUGGUCAAAGUGCAGGGUGAGGCACUUGGUCUUGUUGAACUCAUAUUGCUAGAUUUCGCCCAUCUAUCCAGCCUAUCCAGGUCCCUCUGCAGAGCCCUCCUACCUUCCAGCAGAUCAACACUCCACCCCAGCUUGGUGACAUCUGCAAAUUUGCUGAUGGUGGACUCAAUCCUCUCAUCCAGAUCAUCAAUAAAGAUGUUAAACAGGACUGGGCCCAGCACUGAUCCCUAGGGGACACCACUGGUGACCGGCUGCCAGCUGGAUGCAGCCCCUUUCACCAGCACUCUCUGGGCCCGGCCCUCCAGCCAGUUCUUAACCCAGCACAGAGUAUACCAGGGCUUCCAGCUUUUCCAUGAGUAUGCUGUGGGAGACAGUGUCAAAGGCUUUGCUGAAGUCCAGGGAGACCACAUCCACAGCCUUCCCCUCACCUGCCCCAAGUGGGUCACCUGGUCAUAAAAGGAGAUCAGGUUGGUCAGGCAGGACCUGCCCCUCCUAAAUCCAUGCUGACUGGGUCUGAUGCCCCAUCUGUCCUGUAGAAGUGUUAUUGCACCCAAGAUGGUCUGUUCCAUAACCAGGCACUGAGGUCAGGCUGACAGGCCUGUAGUUUCACUUAUCCUCCUUCCAGCCCUUCCUUUAGAUGGGCAUCACACUGUCCAACUUCCAAUCAUCUGGGAUCUCCCCAGUGAGCCAGAACUGAUGAUAAAUGAUGGAGAGCAGCUUGGCGAGCUCUUCUACCAGCUCCAUUAUCACCCUAGGAUGGAUCCCAUCUGGUCCCAUAGACUUGUGAGGGUCCAAGUGGCUCAGCAGGUCACUGACUGCUUCCUCCCGAAUUACAGGGGGGGCUAUUCUGCUCCCCAUCCCUAUCUGCCAGCUCCAGAGGCCAGUUGUCCUGUCUUAUUGUUGAACACUGAGGCAAAGAGGGUGUUAAGUACCUCAGCCUUUUCCUUGUCUUUGGUAACUGUAUUCCCCCCUGCAUCCAAUGAAGGAGGUUUUCCUUGUCCCUCCUUUUGUCAUUAAUGUAUUUAUAAAAACACUUUUUAUUAUCCUUUACAGAAGUGGCCAGAUUAAGUUCAAAUUGUGCUUUCACCCUCUAAUUUUCUUCCUACAUGACCUGACAACAUCCUUAAACAUUUCCUGAGUUGCCUGACCUUUUUUUCCAAAGGUGAAAAACCCUCAUUUUUUCCCUGAGUUCUGCAAAACUUAGAGUCUUAAGUCUUUUCUUCAGUAUAUGAGACAACCCAAGCUCCUGCUGUCUGUCUUUCUUUGUAACACGCUGACAACUUCUCUUUCUUUUCUGAUAAUAGAAUGGUUUGGGUUGGAAGGGACCUUAAAGAUCAUCUAGCUCCAACCAUCUGCCAUGGACAGGGACAACUUUCACUAGACCAAGUUGCUCAGGGCCCCAACCUGGCCAUGAACACUUCCAGGGAUGGGGCAUCCACAACUUCUCUAGGCAGCCCCUUCCAGUACAUCAGCACCAUCUGUGUAAAGAAUUUCUUGUUAACAUCUAAUCUAAACCUGCCCUCUUUCAAUUUAAAACCAUUUCCCUUUGUUCUGUCAUUAUCUGCCCAUAUGAAAAGUCCAUCUCUUCCUUUUUUAUACACCCCCUUAAGCUUCUGGAAGGCUGCAGUGAGGCCUCCCUCGUGCAUUCUCCAUGCUGAUCUCUCUCUAAGUGAACUAGAACUGUCUAGAAAACCAAGACAUGGCAGUCAGGCUACAGUCUUGGAAAAACCAGGAAGACCACCAGUAAGAUUAUGGAGUUUUUUCCCAUCCAAUUUACAAGCUCUAUUCAUGGUUAUACAUCCUAGUAUUACACAUUCCAUGGUUACACAUUAUGUCAUUACACAGUAUGACACUUUUUGCCAUCAGGGCUUGAUAUUGUUAACAUGUUCGGAUUGCAAUUAUAAUUUCUCCUUUCUCCCUUCCAGCCUUCUUUGUCUACUCUGUAACAGGUUUGAUCUUAAAACAACUGUUACUUAACCUGCUUUUUCCCAUCUUGUGUUGUUUAUUCCUACCCAAGUGUCAGUACUUGUUGUCUGACAAGUUUUUUCCCCUUUAAGCCAUUUCUCUAAUUUUGGGCUGUAUGUUAAACCUGUCCUUCAGCAAAUCAGCAGUAUUUUUCAGCCAGAUGUUGUCUUCAAAUGUAAUAAACAUACUCUAAUUGUUGUAAAUAAUUAAUGAAAAUGCUGCACAAUACUGGCCUUUACUUACUUUUUAUUUGAAUCUAAUACUUCUUUUCACUCUGAUAGGGAACAAUUGAUUACCCUAUCCCUCUGCACAGUUUCCCUCUGUCUUAGAAUGAUUUUAUUUAGACUACUUUCUCUGAGCUUUUACAGAACAUCUGUAGUGGGUUGACCUUGGCUGAAUGCCAGGUGCCCGCCAAGCUGCUCUAUCACUCCCCUUCCCAGCUGGACAGGGGAGAGAGAAUAAGGUGGAAAAUGACUCGUAGGUUGCGAUAAGGCAGUUUACUAAAGCAAAGGCAAAAGUUUGCAUGCACACAAGCAAAGAGGAAAAUAACGAGGUUUAUUCUCUACUUCCUGUCAGCAAGUGGUGUUUGGUUUAUUUCCUGGGAUGGAGGGCUUCAGCACCUGAAGCAGUUACUCUAGAAGGCAAACAUUGUAAAUAAUGAAUGCCUCCCCUCCUUUCCUUCUCCCCUUAUCUUAUGACAUCAGCUCAGAUAUAAAAGCUAAGUUAUAUCCUUCUGGUUAGUUUUUCUGAAGAGGACCAAGAGCUACCGCAUAAGCUAUUUCCUGUUUGGUCUCCUCAGAGUCAAAAAAUCUGGCCAUACAAACCCAAUACACAUCUGAUAGAGUUGUUCAAGGCAAGGUACAUGAUGUGUUCCACCCUAACACCUGGUAUUGUACAGAAAACUGGUCAUUUCUGUGUCCAGUGUUCAGGUCCGGCACAAUUUCUCUUUGACAGAUUCUUGACUGUUAACUUGCCUAGCGGUUAUUCUAUUGGCUCAGGCAAGGAAAAGUAAUAUGUUCACAUGUUUUUUAAAUAACUUGAAUUAAACUGAACAUUUCUUAACUUCUCUGGAUCUGUUUCCUUUCUUAAACAUCACAAUCUUAAAAGUUUCCUUCAUAAAUUAUACUGGAAUAUACUCCAUGCCAGAAAGUCGCCAAUAGACAGAAUUGGCAAAACCAAAAUGCAGUGUUCUCAGGCUCCUCUAAUUUACAGAUCUGCUUUAAUAUGGCAGAUCACUUUUAGAUGAAGAAAAGAAACUUGGAUGCAGUAUUCCGCACUGAACUGUCAUGUGGGAGAUGUUCCUUACAUUCUGUUCAUUGUCUCUAGGACAUCCAUGAUUUUAAAGGCUCAGGAUAUUGGAUAUACUAUGAUUACAGUUGAAUCUUCCAGAGCAGAAGUACCUUACGUUUCCUAGUUUCUAUACAGGCUUUCUGAAACAAAUCAAAAACCUGAACUCCUGACUGUAGCAAUUGCCGUAUAAAUGUAUGUAGUUUGAUGCAGUUUUCCAGUCUAUGUUGUAAAGCUAUCAGAUGUGCAAACUUAAUUGCUGGCUGCUAGGGUAAUAAUUAAAAUUCUUGUUUGUGAAGGCUCAAGUAUGACCUUUAGUAAAAUGGUUUUUAGCAGCUAUCCUAUUCCAUUUGACUUUUCAACUGCAAAAAAAACCCCACCUCUUCAAGCACUUUUUCUGUAAAAAAUCCCAUGUGGGAUUUUUAAACCAAAUUUAUGGUUUAAAUAUGUAUGUAUUCCAAAAUAGUUUUUGUGAUGUUCACUUGGAAUAUGUUGUAUAAAUAUUCCACUCAUUUCUGAGACUUUCUUGGUCUUGAAGUUUCCAGUUAGAAGUAACACUGUUACUUCUUUCAUGUGAGAAUGCUGAAUUAACAGCAUGUUUAUAGAGCUAUUUGUACAAAACAGUCUGGCAGUAACCAAGUUUAGUAAGAAAAAUUCAACAGAUAAUAUAAAUUAUCAUUGUUCUGUUUAUAUCAGUAUGUUUUUGUGUAAAUGGAAGAAUCACAUUUCUGGGAGACAAUUGAACUUUCAAAUAUUUGUUUAGGCCUGUUUAACAACUUGUAAGAAUAUAUUUGAGCUUACUGUAAGAAUUUCUCUGGUAAUACGUAGAGGCAAAGUAGCCUUUAAAACAGACAGGGAGUUCCUAACAUUUUUGUCCAGUGUUGGGAACCAGGGAACUCAGUGUCAUCUUUUUUCAGAUUUCCCUACCUCUUUAUUCCUUUCCCUGUGUUUAUUGUCAAUGGAUAUUCUGAGACUCUAGGCCCUUCUUGUUCCUCCAUAUUCUUAGUAAAAAUGAUUGUUCUCUGGAAAAAUAACAAUAGUUCCUGUCUUCAAGUGUAAAUAGUGAAAACUGGCUUUUCUUAUCCCCAUAAAAAUUUUAUAUGUUAUCUAUAUCAUAAUUUUCUUUUUCAACUGAUAUUCAAGGUUGAUUAAAUACUAUUUCAACAGUCUGACCUGACCCUUGAGCUUU